Molecule: messenger RNA, 526 nt
Organism: Prorocentrum cordatum
Lineage: Eukaryota; Dinophyceae; Prorocentrales; Prorocentraceae
Source: the annotation of a GenBank genome assembly
GCGUGCUGCUUGUCUGCUCGUGGCGCUGCCGACGGCGAGUGCCCUUGUCGUCGCCAGAGAGCCGUACGACAAGGCGGGCCGCCAGCCGCGGGCCAAGGACUGCACGCCCGCGGACGAGGACAUGCACAUCGUGUUCUCGACGGGCUGCAACGCCUUCCAGCACUGGCAGGCGGAGGUGCUCCUCAACUCGGCGUACCACCAGGGUCAGUGUGGAAGCAUGACACGGAUUGUCGUGGGAUGCGACCAUCACGUCGCCGAGACGAUCCGCACGCACCAGGGUGGUGCUGCGGACGAGCUGAUCGAUCGUGGCGACCUGAUGAAGUCCACCUUCCCGGGCCUGAAGGUGCACGUCGCUCCCGCCAUCCCCGAAGCCGCAGAGUUCCCGUGGUUCAACAAGCCGUGGUCGUUCCAGCACUGGCUGGACAGUAUGGCCGACAAUAUUCUGACGAACACUCGGGUUUGCUGGAACUCGCGUCCGCCGCCGCUGUUUGACGGUCCUGGCGUGAGUUUUGGCCGUCGGUUUUAG